ACCAACGUUUUUCCCGUCUGUCGUCACUUGUUCUACAUUGCGCAUUUGUCCGGCAUAAGAUGGCGGCGGUCUGUAACGCAGUUUACUUCCUCACCAUCACCAAGAUAAGUCAGAUGUCCGAGAAUUGGAAUUUUUGAACUCAUUAAGAAGAUCUGAUGGGUUUUUGGUGUUCAUGAUGUGGGUAUCUACUUCAGACAGCAAAUCUAAAUCAGAGAUUAGAAUGGAACAAUUCCAAGGGCAAGACUCAACUCCACCGUCUGGGUCGAUUGAUAAAUCCAGGGUUUUGGAAAUAAGGCCAUUGCGGUGUUUAGUUCCAAUUUUCCCCUCUCAGCCAAAUUCUACUUCAUUCAAUACACCACAGGGUGCUGCCCCCUUUGUUUGCUCCAGUCCAUCUGGUCCUUUCCCUCCCGGGGCUGCACCGUUCUACCCAUUUUUUGGUGCACCCCCUGGACACAACCCGCAAACUCCACCUGGUCAAACUCCACCUUUUCGCUUCAACACACCAGUGUCGGAUGCAGUGCCCAUCACUUCUUUUCGUGCACCGUCUCCUCCAAGAGCUGGAGCCACUUCUUACCAUCAUUCAACAGCUGCAAAUGGAGGUACAACGCCAUCUAAGAGGGUUACCAGAAAAAGUGCUAAACCACAAACUCAAGAUGGUGCUGCAGGGGAAGCUGGGUAUGUUAAUUUUAGUAUGCCUGUUUCUGAUACAGAAGAUACUGGUAAUGAGAAGGGGUCAAGGACUAGGUCCCGGAAGAAGGGUUCUACGGAUCCAGAAGUGGAUAAUAUUCUCACAUCUUUGAAUAUCGUGAAAUUUGAUCAAGCUAGGCAAAAUGAUGGUGACAGGGACUCAAUUGAAUAUGUACUACUGAUAUUUGAUUUAAUACGAAGGAAGAUUGCACAGAUUGAGGACUCGAAGGGAUCAUCCCCUGGAGUAAUCAAACGACCUGACCUAAAAGCUGGUACAAUCUCUAUGACGAACAAUAUUCGGACAAAUGCUACGAAGAGAAUAGGAUCUGUUCCUGGAGUUGAAGUUGGGGAUAUUUUCUUUUUCAGGUUUGAGCUUUGCUUGGUGGGAUUGCAUGCACCAUCAAUGGGUGGAAUUGAUUAUCUUAAGGUGAAUCUAGAAGAAGAGCCUGUAGCUGUCAGCAUUGUUUCAUCUGGAGGAUACGAGGAUGACGUAGAAGAUGGGAAUGUAUUAAUAUACAGUGGUCAAGGUGGGAAUCUAAAUAUAGAUCAGAAGCUUGAAAAGGGUAAUCUUUCUUUGAAGAAAAGCUUGGACAGGGGUAAAGAAGUAAGAGUGAUCCGGGGUAUGAAGGAUGUAGCAAGUCCUGCUGGAAAAGUUUAUGUCUACGACGGUCUUUAUAAUGUUGAAGAAUCAUGGGUGGAAAAAGGAAAAGGUGGUUGCAAUGUGUUUAAGUUUAAACUACUUAGACUCCGUGGCCAACCUGAAGCGUUCACAACAUGGAAAUUGACUCAGCAAUGGAAAGAUGGCAUCAUUCCAAGAAUUGGGGUUAUAUUGCCUGAUCUUACUUCUGGGGCAGAGAGUUUACCUGUUUCCCUGGUAAAUGACGUUGACAGUGAGAAGGGCCCAGAAUACUUCACAUAUGUUUCCUCUAUCAAGUAUUCAAAAGAAGCCAAUUCAGCAGAUUCUUCUAGUGGCUGUGCCUGUGCUGGUGGUUGUCUGCCUGGUAAUCAGAACUGCUAUUGCAUUCAGAAAAAUGGUGGCUAUCUUCCAUAUAUUGCAAAUGGCGUUGUUGCAAACACAGGGAAAUUAAUUUAUGAGUGUGGACCUUCCUGUCUGUGCCCUCCUAAUUGCAAGAACCGAGCAUCCCAAGGAGGAUUGAAAGUUCGCUUAGAAGUUUUUAAAACUAAGGAUAAAGGUUGGGGUUUGCGAUCCUGGGACCCCAUCCGAGGUGGAGCUUAUAUAUGUGAAUAUGCUGGGGAAGCUUUUGUGUAUUCUAAGGUAGAGGCGCUACACAAUGACAUGGAUGAUUACCUUUUUGAUGCUACCCGCUCUUGUCCUCCAAUCCUGCCCAGUGAUCCCAAUGAGGCUCCAAAGAUGCCAUUUCCUUUAGCUAUCAGUGCAAAGAAUAUUGGGAAUGUAGCUCGUUUUAUGAACCACAGUUGCUCUCCGAAUGUAAUCUGGCAGCCGGUUUUACGCACAAACAAUAAGGAGUCUGAUCUCCAUGUUGUGUUUCUUGCCAUUAGACACAUCCCUCCCAUGACCGAGCUAACAUAUGAUUAUGGAAUGGUCCCACCUGAAAAAAUGGGAAGGCGGAAGAAACUUUGCUUAUGCGGGUCUUCAAAGUGCAGAGGAUUUUUCCAUUGAAGCUUUAUUUAUUGGAUAAUUUGGAUGUGGAUGAGCCUUAUAACUUGACCCUCAGAGCGAAGAUCCCUUCUCUAUCAAGAUCGUGUAGCAUUCAUUGACAUGCUGUGAAUUUAGUGCUACUGAACUUGUUACACAUUUAGACUAGCAUGUUCUGUGCUCUUGAAGAGGUCUGGGGCAUGACUAGAAGCUUGUCCAGGUGUAUGAACUUCUCAAAUGACUUUUGACACAUGUAUAUGGCUAGGAACACAGGUCAUAAUUGAUCCAGUGUCCGGGUCUUAUUCCGUUAAGCAAAGCAUGAUAUGCAGUGUUGGUGGCAUGUAAAUUUCACACGAGGACGUAUUUCUUAUUAUGUCAUCUUUUUCCUAUGAACAUUGACCUCUGUUGUAAUUUUGUUUUCAUAUUCUAGUUGCAGUUGGUGAUUUGAGAGGGUGGCAACACUUAUAAUGGCCUGAUAUAUAUAUUUCUCCCCAAAUCAGAAAUAGAAGGCUUUAGCCUUGGGACUUAAAAGACUAAUAAAAUAGUUAAGUUAAUCUGAGCAUUAUAAUUGAGGGAAACAUUCUCAGCUCUUGGCUGAUUUGGAGCCAAAUGAGAUCAACUACAUUAGUACUGGGUGGACCGGUGGAGGGUGAAAGUACUUAAUUUCACUUGGGUAUAUGAGUGUCCCCACCAAUCCAGAAGAGAAGGGUGACUUUUUCCUUGGUCAAUUAUAAAAGAGUUUAUUAUAUGACUGAGAUUCUGAGAAGCUUAAAUUCUGUAAAUAUUGGUCCGGCCAAGCUU
Molecule: messenger RNA, 3106 nt
Organism: Tripterygium wilfordii
Lineage: Eukaryota; Viridiplantae; Streptophyta; Magnoliopsida; Celastrales; Celastraceae
Product: histone-lysine N-methyltransferase, H3 lysine-9 specific SUVH1-like
Exons: 3
Coding region: 173-2329 (718 amino acids)
Cellular component (GO): nucleus
Molecular function (GO): histone methyltransferase activity; zinc ion binding; protein binding
Source: RefSeq, a predicted model, not a curated record